Molecule: messenger RNA, 1231 nt
Organism: Cuscuta epithymum
Lineage: Eukaryota; Viridiplantae; Streptophyta; Magnoliopsida; Solanales; Convolvulaceae
Source: the annotation of a GenBank genome assembly
AUGAUCUUUUGCUCCAAUUAAUAAAUGGAAUGAAAUGAAUGGAAUGAGCUGAGUUGGUUGGAGAUGGCGCAGGCGGUAUCAUAUGCAGCAGCACUGAUUUUGGCAUGCUUUACCUCUUUUGUUUCGCCUGAUGCUCAAGGAGUUGCACUGUCUGCGUUGAAGGCGUCACUAAAUGCAUCGAGCAGUGAGCUUACAGAUUGGUAUGAGAGUGAAGUGAAUCCGUGCACUUGGUCCAAAAUCACAUGCGAUGCUACUAACAAUGUCAUCAUGGUGUCACUGCCAAAUAUGGGAUUUUCUGGCACUUUAUCUCCCUCAAUAGGAGUUUUGAAGAAGCUCAACGCAUUAUUAUUAAAAGGAAAUGGCAUAACGGGUAGUAUUCCUGAAGAAAUUGGAAAUUUGUCAAGCUUGACUACUUUGGACCUCCAGAACAACAAACUCUCUGGAGCGAUACCAACUUCCCUUGCCAAUCUCAAGAAACUCCAAUUCUUGUAUUUGAAUCAGAACAAUCUGACAGGCAAAAUCCCUGAAUCUCUUUCAAGCCUUCCUAGCUUAAUUAACUUGCAACUGGAUACAAAUGGCCUUACAGGUCAAAUACCUGCACAACUAUUUCAAGUCCCAAAAUUCAAUUUCACAGGUAACUAUUUGAAUUGUGGAUUCAACUUCAGCCGUCAUUGCGAAACAAGUAGAGUUUCUUCAAGCAAGUCAAAGACGACUGGAAUGGUAAUUGGUAUUGCUGUUGGAAUUCUGGGUGUCAUGGUUCUUGUGGGAUCUCUUCUUCUGCUUUUCUUCAGAGGCAGACAUAGAGGCUACAUGCGCGAGCUGUUCGUAGAUGUUGCAGGAGAAGUUGAUCGGCAAAUGGAAUUUGGUCAGUUAAAAAGGUUUACAUGGACAGAAUUGCAAAAAGCUACGAACAAUUUUAGUGAAAAGAAUGUAGUUGGAGAAGGAGGUUUUGGAAUAGUUUACAAAGGAGUGUUCUCUGAUAACACGAAGAUUGCAGUGAAACGGUUAACAAACAAUAAGAUUCCUCAUGGAGAUGUUUCUUUCUACCGUGAAGUUGAGAUGAUAAGUGUGGCAGUUCACCGUAAUCUCUUAAGGCUCAUUGGCUUCUGCACCACACCGACCCAACGCCUUCUCGUAUACCCUUUCAUGCCAAAUCUAAGUGUUGCCUAUCGUUUACGAGGUAUUUUAUUUAUUCACAUUUAUUAGUGAAUCAUUAUUACUGAAUAUGUAC